This is a messenger RNA of Lasiosphaeria miniovina, 2421 nucleotides long. RefSeq lists its product as uncharacterized. The transcript has 2 exons. The coding region runs from base 186 to 2255 and encodes 689 amino acids. The record is from RefSeq and is a predicted model, not a curated record. NCBI's taxonomy places the organism in Eukaryota, Fungi, Ascomycota, Sordariomycetes, Sordariales, Lasiosphaeriaceae.
GGCCCAUCCGCAUCAGAGCAGCCCCGCAUUGUCGCGCAUUCUGCUGGAUCCGAGUUCCAACAGACCACGGGCUCUUUGCUCGACGUCGAAGCGCCCCAGGUCAAAACCCACAAUCUGUUGCAGGCCCUCUGCAGGCACUUGGCUGCCAGACUGCAUGCUAGACCUGGCAGCAGCAGAGGACCGAAAUGGGGUGCCCACCGGCCUUUCUCUUCGUUGUGAGGCACGGUUACCGACUCGAUGCUGCCGACAAGCAAUGGCACCUCACGUCGCCCACCCCAUACGAUCCCCCACUGACAUAUAGCGGCUGGCAGGCGGCGAAGAGCCUGGGCGUCAGGAUAGGCGCAAUAAUACGGGAGAGGGCGCUCGAGGACGAAGCUGUGGCCAAACAGGCAUCAGACCCCUCGCUCAGGCGGAAACGCAAGAGAUACAAGGUCGUCCUGCACAGUUCGCCCUUUUUGCGGUGCAUCCAAACUUCGAUCGCUAUCAGUGCCGGCCUAGCACAGGACUCAACGCCCUUCGGACCGGCGAAGUCCGACUCUAGACCCCCUUCGCCCCCGGCUACUCAAACCCCGCCCCUUACGAGACCAACAGUUGUCACGGAUGUUCGGGACAUAGGAAGGCCAGCUGGGGCUGUGCCCAUUCGGAGAUCCGUCUUACGUCUCGACGCAUUUCUGGGCGAGUGGCUUUCGCCCGGUUACUUCGAGCUCAUCACCCCACCCCCCGAGUCCGUGAUGAUGCUAGCUAGUGCAAAGGCGGACCUACUUAGACGCGAGGACUACACCAGCAAUCCCAACUUUAGCGCCCAUUUCCACUCCAACUCGCAGGGCCAUCUUUGGAGUCCGGGCUCGUUGCCAACCAGCGGCUCCACCGACUCUCCCGAAAGCGCGACUAGCCUGAGCGGGUCACUUUCGCGGAGUGCAAGCCUCAGCAGCCCGAGCGGCGGCCAACGGAUUUCGUCAUCACUGCCUACCGGUGCGUCCGGCUACAUGUCUCCAGUCCCGCACUACGCUGUGAAUGGCAACCAUACCAUCCCUCCAGGAUACGUUGCCCAUGCCCGCGACUCCUGCGUCGACAUCGAUUACCAGUGGGACUCGAUGAGGAGUCCGCUCAAUUGGGGAGAUGGCGGCACGUUUCCAGAGGAGUGGACUUCUAUGCACAGAAGAUUCCGUGCAGGAGUUCAGCACCUCGUCGAUUGGUACUCGACGGUGGACAAUCCGACGGAUAUGGUGACCAAGACUGCCAUACGUCGCAGGAAAAACUCUGACGAAUGCGCCAUAGACGAUGGAGAUGAGGUGGAAACAGAGGCAGUUGUCGUUCUGGUGUCCCAUGGCGCCGGCUGCAACGCAUUGAUUGGCGCGAUUACUCACCAGCCUGUCCUGAUGGAUGUGGCGAUGGCGUCGCUAACAAUGGCGGUCCGGAAGCCGGGGUUUGGACCGUUUGAGGACGGGAAAGCGGCGCGCGGCGCUGAGCGUCCCGUGACCAGCUCGGUAGAGGGCGUGAAGGAGACUGUGCCGAUCCAUCAGUAUUACGACCUGAAAAUGUUUGCUAAUACCGACCACAUCCGGUCGCCCUCGUCCACGCCCCAUUCUUCAAGGUCUCCAUCGGUGGCAAGUAUCGUCGGCGGAACCCGAGGACGCUACUCAAACUCGUUCUCGUCCUCUCUGAGCAACUUUCCGUUAAACGAAAACUCUGUCAGCAGGUCUUCGUCGGCCAAUGCCGCGCUAUCGAGCCUUCGAAGGGGAUCUAACACUUCCUCGAGGCCAGCAUUUGGCGUGAGCAGUGGGAACGGCAACGGCAGCGGCAUCACGGUUGGAAGUGGCGUGACAUCUUUUAAAAUCAAGUCCCCAAGCUUUUCCUCGCGGAAGCCUCCGGUGGGGCUCUGGUCUCCUAUAUCGGCGGACACUCCCGACGAUGAAGACGAGGACGACGAUGACAUACUGUUGAACUUUAGCCAUGAACAAGACGCCCAUGCAUCUACGGCAGCUUCGUCGAUGCCCGCCACAAACUGUAGCACUGCCGGCACACCACCAUCGGUGCCUCGGGACUCGGAGUUUGGGCCGCGUGCCGUUACAAAUAACGACGCUGCUGAAGACCUUGGGUCCCCCAGCGCCUUAUCAGACUCCCCGCAGAGAUUCCCAGAGCUCGGCGGAGGUCAGGGUGGGCUCUGGGGUGCUGGGCCAUCGCCGGUAGAUGAAGUCGAGCGACGUGACUUUGCGUCUACAAAACGUCGUUGGACAAUCACUGAGCGGAGCUAGAUCCAGACGAAGUGAGUCAGGUGUCUAUUCAAUCAGAUAUGGGGGAGUUCAAACAAGAUCGAGUUCUGUCUCCACGAAUGAGAGACAACAGGUUGCCACUUAGAUGAGAGAGCCCAGCCUAGAAGGGUGUCCUAGACCACAUCGCCGGUGGAAUGGGUUUCAAGAA